ACAGUCACAGAAAUAUUUCUCGCCCUUAUAAUGACCAGUUUCAAUAUAAAUUCGUGAAUUCCAGACUUAUGAAUUUCACGCGACUGUCAGUGUGAGAAAGUCCAGCUUCCGUAGUGGAGUCCUGGAAAGCUGCUUUAUCAAUAAGUUCGUUUUUUUUUUUUUAACAGGAACUCUACGUUGUGUUGAGUCGCCAUGAUGUUUACAAAGCUUGUUGGCCUAAUCAUCCUGAUUCAUCUCGCAACUGGAUGGACAAAUGAAGACCCAGACAACAACACUGAAGGAGGACUGGCUAAGGACACAUCUGUGCUAACACCGCCCUUCGUUCCACAAAAGAAAAACCUUUCCAGACUUCCGUAUGUAAAAGAAACCGAACGGAAGGACCCCGGUGCUCUGGAAACUACGUUGCUUGAUAUUCCAGCAAUAUCUAGACCCAAGGUACUCCUUCCUAAACCUCCGAACAUUGGCAACCAAGAGGUCAACAACCCAGGUAUCUUCAGUAUUCCAGAGCAAAUCACGGAGAAAAUGACAGAACUGGAUUUCAGUAAUAUACCUGAGCAUAGAAAACACCAAAUGGACCAUGGGGAUGCACAAAAUCCCAUGAAUUCAAUUACCUCUAUGUCUGAAACCCCAAAGUUUCUUAACUCUAAUUUCCCAAGUAUACUUGAUUUAAAAAUGCAUAAAAAGCGUACAGCUGACUUCCAAGAAUCCCCCAGAAACCCAUUCACUGGAAUUCACGCUAUAUCGACAUCCAGAUAUAUCUCUAUACCUAAUAUAUCAAACAGUCCUGUCCCGAUUAAAACAAAUAUUCAGAAACUCAUAAAUUAUACGGCUGGAGAUAGAAUUCCUACACUACCUUCCGCAAACUUCCCCAGACUUCCAUUCACAAAUCCACCAGAAGAUACCAAUUAUCACCAAACCUGAUCUUCAAGCUUUUCUUAAAACACUUUUCCACGGUAUUACUAAAUAUUCAGGGCAAGACUUAGGAUAUACCUGGAGCCAGUGCAAACGCUAAUUACUUAGGUUUGUUUGAUUGUAUGGUGUUUUUACGUAGCAUGGAACCAGUGGUUAUUCAGCAACGGGACCAACGGCUUCACGUGACUUCCGAACCACGUCGAGAGUGAACUACUAUCACCAGAAAUACACAUCUCUCACACCUCAGUGGAAUGCCCGAAUAUCGAAAUUGCGGCCACCGAGGUGGCAGGCCAAGACCAUGCCGAUCACGCCACGGAGGCGCUUCUAAUUACUUAGGGAAUCGCACUGAAGGAAUAGCUGGUCCAGAUUUGUUCAUCUUCAAUUCAAAGAGCCAAGAAUCUAGUAAACCUCAAAGGAACAGUGUUAAUCGUAAGGCUUAAGUCUAGACAGGCAAAAAACAUGCAGAUAAAUGUCACGGAAGCAUUUGCAAGAAAUAGUAGGCAAAGAACGGAGCCUCCUCACCAGAAAAACAUGUCGUAGUCCGAUCUAGAUGUAACAGACAUUUUCAAAAAUCUUUACACCACGAAAAACACGAUCUUUUUCCGGUAACAAAGACGUUAAGUGACUGGUUCUCCUUCAAGAGAGGGAACCUCUUUAGCGAAUAUGAGAAACAUUACUUCCUAUAAGGUGAAAACAGACAUGUUUUAUUCUACAGUGUGUAAAUACACUCACAUACGUGUAUAUAUCAUAGCAUAAGAAACAUAUGAAAAAUUAAUCACGGUACUAAAUUGACAACGGAGUGUAAGAUAAAUAAAAUUAGUUAUUGUUG
Macrobrachium nipponense is the source of this 1741-nucleotide messenger RNA. RefSeq lists its product as uncharacterized. Bases 193 to 921 code for a protein of 242 amino acids. NCBI's taxonomy places the organism in Eukaryota, Metazoa, Arthropoda, Malacostraca, Decapoda, Palaemonidae. The transcript is spliced from 3 exons. The record is from RefSeq and is a predicted model, not a curated record.